UACUCACACAUACUCAUGUAGUCAACGCUAUUAGAUAACGACAAGUCAGGACUAAACUGCGUUUUAGUUGCUGUAUGAUAACGUGGGUGACGUGGAGGAUCCUGUAGGCUUGCAGGAGCGCGCGCGCCUCUCUACACCAUGGAUCAUAUGGGAGCGCAUCUCCACCAGACGCACGCAGACACCAUCAGUUUUGGGAUCGAUCAGAUUCUUAACAAUGCAGAGCAGGGAAGUUGCAUGAUCUCCAACCCCAGAAUGCAGGACUUGGACUACGGCUUGGGGUGCAUAGUCAGCACAGCCUACAAUACCAUGACUGGCAACUACAAUGUCAAUAACUCGGCUGGAUACAAUGGGAACUCGUGCAGCGUUAGCUCCCUCGGCGGCUCAUACAACAUGAACUUGAACACGAAUGUUAAUGGGAACUGCCUUAAUUCUUCAGGGGUGAUCAGGGUUCCAGCGCACCGGCCGCUGAGCAACGUUCACUCAUCCAUUCCCACCAGCGGUACCGCGGUGCCAAGUAUGGGAAGCAUGGGCACCAUUAACAAUCUCACAGGAUUAACAUUUCCUUGGAUGGAGAGUAACAGGAGAUACACCAAAGACAGAUUUACAGUGGCCCUCUCACCGUUCACUGUAACACGUCGUAUAGGUCAUCCGUACCAGAACCGAACCCCUCCGAAGAAGAAGAAGCCCAGGACGUCGUUCACGCGUCUUCAGAUCUGUGAGCUGGAGAAACGUUUUCACCGUCAGAAGUACCUGGCCUCAGCAGAGAGAGCAGCCUUAGCGAAAGCACUUAAAAUGACUGAUGCGCAGGUCAAAACAUGGUUUCAGAACAGAAGAACCAAAUGGAGGAGGCAGACAGCGGAGGAGAGAGAAGCCGAACGACAGCCAAACCGAAUCCUUAUGCAACUUCAACAAGAAGCUUUUCAAAAGACUAUAAACCAACCUGUUAAUCCGGACCCAAUAUGUCUACACAACAGCUCUUUAUUCGCACUUCAGAACCUUCAGCCCUGGACUGAGAACACGGCGAAAAUCAGCAGCGUUCCCAACUGUGAUUAAGAGAUUAAGACGAGAAACUUUUAUAGACUUAAGAUCAACAGAAGCAUUGGUCAAGACAUUAAAAUUACACAUUAUUUUCAAAAUAACACUAAGUAACCGUUAACAGCUCAAAGAAUAAUGCUGCUCCACAAUACAAACUUAAUUUUUUAAGUUGUUUUUAAUUCAUUCAUUUUCAAAAUGCAAUCACAAUGUAAGCUAUAUUCUAUAUGAUCCUAUAUGAUAUUUAUAUUUCGUUAGCAUUUGUUUGUACCUCAUCCAUAUCAUAUUCGGUUGAUUUCUUGGGAUUAACACUAUAAAAUUACGUUUAUAAAUAAGUCAUUUUUAAAUAUUCUGUAAUGAUUAACAGGGCCUUUUUUCCCAAAAUAAUAUAAUCCCGAAGGUAAUUACAGGCUUUCACAAAAGCUUCAUAAUUUAUUUGGUAAAGAAAAUGCCUCAAGCAGUCACCUGCAGGACAAGCGAAAAAUUACAAUAUCACAUAUUUGAUGCCAAUUCCUAGUCCGUAACAUUUGAACCAUUCAGGAUACUUUUAUUGAUAAUGAUAUAAAACAAUUACAAAUAAAUGCAUAAUUAAACACAAACGUAAGGACAUUACAAAACUAAUAAAUAAUUAGGUUAAAUACAAAUACAUGAUUUGUGUCCAUUUGUAUUAUGUGACGACGUUCUCGCACUGCUUAAGCGAUCGUCUCAGUCCCCAUUGGACUCUGAGAGACUUGCACCACUUGACUAACAAAUUAAUUAUCUUUGUGAUUAAAAUCCAAUCGUUAUAGAGCACCUUUACAUCUGCAAUUAAACAUCAUAAGCAUUAAAUAUGUAAAAGUAGCCUAAAUAGACAUAAUUAAAACAUGAUAAUGGAAUAAAAUUAUACCUUAAUUUUGUAAUUUUUGUAAAGAAAUUAUUUUCACAUGAUGCCUCAUUCUGCAUCUAAGGUGUGAGCUUUCAGUGGACAUAUGGAGUCAGGUGUUAUCCACUGAGGCUUUGUGACUGAUUAUGCCAUUGACAAAGAUAUUAAAUGUAACAAAGUUCACUUUGUUACAAGGAUUAAGUGCUCGAAGAGAGCUGAAAGUGCGCUUUAGGGAUAUUAUGAGGGUGUUUUAUACAAGCACAAGACUUUCAUUAUAUGGUCGGUCUUCAUGCAGCAUUAGGUAUUUUCAAUAUUUUCCUCCUAUUUCGUUAUAGUGUGCAAAGCACGUUUCAUUGCCUUCAAAUAUAACUAAACAAUUUAAUAGGACACCACGGUGUGUGUGCACCUACUUCGUAGAUUUAAUAAUAUAUUUAACAUUGGGCUAUAAUUUAAUUUGUAAAGAUAAAAAAUACAUAAAUUAAUAUUGACUAAAUUGAUUGUAUUAAAUGGUGUGAUUUCGCCGUUGUCCUGCAGGUGACUACAUACAUUUGACAUUGCAUUUAUCACACAAUCAGUAUGUGGAUGGAUAACAUUUUGCACGCUUGUUAAUUAAUACUUUAAACAAAACUGUCAUUUAAAACAACAUACAGGAUAAAUGAAAUUGACCUACGGCUUUUAUUUUAUAGGCUAUUUGUAAUAAAUGAGAAACUUUUUUCUCUGUGAGGUGAAACGGAACGUGUUAAAUAGAUCACUUAAGCACUUGUUAUACAGAAAAAAUAAGCAAUUGUUGCGACUUUCCAGAAAGAAAAACUACUCUUUGUCAUAUAUGUUUUAUAUUUUCAAAGUAUUUGUUGAUUUUAGCCGAACAGUUUGUCUUUUCUUUUGCCUGUUUCGCGCAAAUAUUGUUGGGAGAAUAAUCGAUUAAUUGUACAAAUUAAAGACACAAAAAAUACUAUCAAUGGUUUGUACCUGCACAGUAGUAUGCAUUUAUUGUCUGAUCAUUUUACACAAUCGAAAGUGUUACUGUUAUACUGUAUGCUUUUACAAUUAUAUUUGAAACGUACUGAAAUGGAAAUGUAUACAAUGGCACGAAUUUAAUUUGUCUUUCACCUUUUUUCAGAGAUUAUGUGUUCUUUACAAAAUACAGUUGAUCAAUUAAUACAAAGUAAUUCAUAUUGAUUUUAAAUUACUUAAAGCACACAUAAGUUCUCGAAAGUUAAGAAUGGCACUUAUUUUUCAUAAAAAAAUAUUAAAUAUUUACUCUUUGGGUCACUUUAACUGUUCGACUUGUUUAGCUUUUUAUAUUAUUAAGUACCCAUAGCAACGCCUUGUAAGUUUUGUUUUGUAAUUUUGGAUAGAUCCCAGAUGGAUCUCUUCCCAAUGUGAAUGACAGUUUUCGUCGCAUGAUAAAUGUAUAUUUUUUUUCUAUUGUACGAAGAGUGCAAAAUGUGUUUGUGAUAUUAACUAUGUGCAGAUGUGAUGGUGUGCCUAAAACUAACCAGAUGCUUUUUUAAGUCCUGAAACGGAAAAUGGUUUACGUAUCAUCAUAUCUUCCAAAAUCGUGUAACGUGUUACAUAAGCGUCGCUUAAAAGAUUCCAGAACGUUUGUGAGUCAUUUAGCCAUGAUCCCAAUGCAAAUGACAAAGACCUUAUUUUCUAAGAAAAG
This is a messenger RNA of Misgurnus anguillicaudatus (oriental weatherfish), 3560 nucleotides long. RefSeq names its product T cell leukemia homeobox 1 (gene tlx1). The record is from RefSeq and is a predicted model, not a curated record. Gene Ontology annotation, cellular component: nucleus. Gene Ontology annotation, molecular function: DNA-binding transcription factor activity, RNA polymerase II-specific; RNA polymerase II cis-regulatory region sequence-specific DNA binding. Gene Ontology annotation, biological process: regulation of transcription by RNA polymerase II; animal organ development. Lineage: Eukaryota; Metazoa; Chordata; Actinopteri; Cypriniformes; Cobitidae.